Molecule: messenger RNA, 324 nt
Organism: Exophiala xenobiotica
Lineage: Eukaryota; Fungi; Ascomycota; Eurotiomycetes; Chaetothyriales; Herpotrichiellaceae
Exons: 1
Coding region: 1-324 (107 amino acids)
Source: RefSeq, a predicted model, not a curated record
AUGUGGGUGCUCGCAGAGCAGAGCGCGCAACAGCAAAAGCAAAAGCACAAGAUCGACGACGAGAAGUCCAGCGACGACGAGAAACAAAAGACCGAAAAGGAGCGGACGAGUUCUGCUAAACUCGAGGUGAAAGGGUCAAGAGAACGCAGAUCGACACUCGAAACGAAGCUCGAGUGCAAAUUGGGCCGUGACCAAGGGCAGACCAUCGCAAACGGUUCUCGAGCCAUGCAAGGCUGGCGCAUACACAGCUCCACUGUUGAUAUUGCAAAUGGGGUAAAGUCAGGGAUGUCAAUCAAGAUCGUGCCAGAGCCGCGGCCCGCUUAA